AUGACGUUACAGCCCAACCCAGCUCUAUCACCAGCCUCACCCUCCCAUGGCAUUACAGCCCGACCCAGCUCUAUCACCAGCCUCACCCUCCCAUGGCAUUACAGCCCGACCCAGCUCUAUCACCAGCCUCACCCUCCCAUGGCAAUACAGCCCAACCCAGCUCUAUCACCAGCCUCCCCUCCCAUGGCAUUACAGCCCGACCCAGCUCUAUCACCAGCCUCACCCUCCCAUGGCAAUACAGCCCGACCCAGCUCUAUCACCAGCCUCACCCUCCCAUGGCAAUACAGCCCGACCCAGCUCUAUCACCAGCCUCACCCUCCCAUGGCAUUACAGCCCGACCCAGCUCUAUCACCAGCCUCACCCUCCCAUGGCAUUACAGCCCGACCCAGCUCUAUCACCAGCCUCACCCUCCCAUGGCAUUACAGCCCGACCCAGCUCUAUCACCAGCCUCACCCUCCCAUGGCAUUACAGCCCGACCCAGCUCUAUCACCAGCCUCACCCUCCCAUGGCAUUACAGCCCGACCCAGCUCUAUCACCAGCCUCACCCUCCCAUGGCAAUACAGCCCGACCCAGCUCUAUCACCAGCCUCACCCUCCCAUGGCAUUACAGCCCGACCCAGCUCUAUCACCAGCCUCACCCUCCCAUGGCAUUACAGCCCGACCCAGCUCUAUCACCAGCCUCACCCUCCCAUGGCAUUACAGCCCGACCCAGCUCUAUCACCAGCCUCACCCUCCCAUGGCAAUACAGCCCGACCCAGCUCUAUUACCAGCCUCACCCUCCCAUGGCAAUACAGCCCGACCCAGCUCUAUCACCAGCCUCACCCUCCCAUGGCAAUACAGCCCGACCCAGCUCUAUCACCAGCCUCACCCUCCCAUGGCAAUACAGCCCGACCCAGCUCUAUCACCAGCCUCACCCUCCCAUGGCAUUACAGCCCGACCCAGCUCUAUCACCAGCCUCACCCUCCCAUGGCAUUACAGCCCGACCCAGCUCUAUCACCAGCCUCACCCUCCCAUGGCAUUACAGCCCGACCCAGCUCUAUUACCAGCCUCACCCUCCCAUGGCAUUACAGCCCGACCCAGCUCUAUCACCAGCCUCACCCUCCCAUGGCAUUACAGCCCGACCCAGCUCUAUCACCAGCCUCACACUCCCAUGGCAUUACAGCCCGACCCAGCUCUAUCACCAGCCUCACCCUCCCAUUGCAUUACAGCCCGACCCAGCUCUAUCACCAGCCGCACCCUCCCAUGUCUACCUGUACAUCUGCCUGCCUUAUUCAACCUACAUUGA
Oncorhynchus tshawytscha (Chinook salmon) is the source of this 1284-nucleotide messenger RNA. RefSeq names its product DNA-directed RNA polymerase II subunit RPB1-like. Lineage: Eukaryota; Metazoa; Chordata; Actinopteri; Salmoniformes; Salmonidae. The record is from RefSeq and is a predicted model, not a curated record. The transcript has a single exon. The coding region runs from base 1 to 1284 and encodes 427 amino acids.